Aspergillus puulaauensis is the source of this 999-nucleotide messenger RNA. RefSeq lists its product as uncharacterized. The record is from RefSeq and is a predicted model, not a curated record. The transcript is spliced from 2 exons. Gene Ontology annotation, biological process: mRNA processing. Gene Ontology annotation, cellular component: THO complex part of transcription export complex. NCBI's taxonomy places the organism in Eukaryota, Fungi, Ascomycota, Eurotiomycetes, Eurotiales, Aspergillaceae. The coding region runs from base 1 to 999 and encodes 332 amino acids.
AUGACGUCCUACGGGCUCCUGGAUCAGGCGGACGAAGAUGCGCUCCACAAGUCGCGCCUACUGAAUGUCGAAGAAAAGCCGUUCAAAAGGAUUUCCAAGCGCCUCCUGAACCCCGAAUCGAUCGUUAUUUCAAAUGCGACGCUCCCUCCCACGCCCCCACCCGAUGGGACCGACGAAGAGGCUGCCGCGGCUGCGGAAACGGAUAAGCAAAAAAGAUUGGAUGAAUGGCGCCAGUUUCGCGAAGAUGCGUCUUUGGAUUUUGCCGCCUUUGAGGGAAGCAUCGCUCGGAUACAGUUCUUACUCACAAGCAAUGAGAAGGAACGCGAGCGAUAUGUAGCCGAGAAAGAGCGGAUUCUUUCCACGAUGCAGGCCGUUCGCGAGAACACUACGGAACUACGCGUCCAACUGGACGAAGCCCAACGGAUUCUGAUACUGCGGAAAAGCUACGAUGAACAAACAGAAAAAAUCACCAGUAAUCGCCUUUUGAAGCCGCGGGAAGAUCAACAAGCAAAUUUACAGAAGCUGCAAGCGGAGAUUGCCGAAUUGGAAAAUGAGAGCAAGGAUUACGCGAAAACAUGGGCAGAGAGGCGAGAACAGUUCGGUCGCAUUGUGGAAGAGGGAAUGCAACUUCGACGACUGAUCCGCGACGAAAAGGAGGAAGUAGAGCGUCGAGAGGGUAUGCAGGAAGACCAGGAUGGAGACGAUGGCGAAGUCUCAAAGGGGAAGAUAAGCGGUUCCAACACACCUAGACCAGACCAUGAAAGCGUGACUCCUUCCCAGAGUCAAGACGAAGCGGGUCGCUCGCCUCUCGCAGUGCCCGAAAACAAACCAACUCCAGGGGCUGCAACGCCUCUACGCCAAGUCACUACCGCUGAAGAAGAUGCGAACAUGGUAGAUGAGGGCGAAGUGACAGCCGACGAGGGAGAACGACUUGACGAUUUAGAGGAAGGCGAGGAAUUGCCAGAUGGCCGUAACGGUGACAAAAUGGACACUACAUAG